AUGAAACGUGUAAAAAUUUCACGUCGAUUGGACCACAAACAGCAGAGUUAUCGAGAAGCCCAGCAGUGGCUUGAAAAACGUUACCCGGUCUCCUCUCCAUCCAAAUCAACGAUUUUUCGUUGGUAUACUGAGUUUAAACGUGGUCGUACGGACCCAAACGAUGCUGAACAUUCGGGUAGGCCAUUGGAAGCCGUUACACCGGAAAAUGUGAUGGGUGCCGCGAUUGCUUUCAAUGGACCAUGCCACAAGUCCAUGAAAACAAUGGCAAAAAUCAACGAGUUGGGCUUUGAUUUGCUUCCCCACCACCCGUAUUCGCCAGAUUUAGACCCUAGCGACUACUGGCUCUUUGCUGAUCUCAAAAAAAUGCUCCAGGGAAAAUAA
Belonocnema kinseyi is the source of this 381-nucleotide messenger RNA. RefSeq lists its product as uncharacterized. Lineage: Eukaryota; Metazoa; Arthropoda; Insecta; Hymenoptera; Cynipidae. The record is from RefSeq and is a predicted model, not a curated record. Gene Ontology annotation, molecular function: nucleic acid binding. The coding region runs from base 1 to 381 and encodes 126 amino acids. The transcript has 3 exons.